ACCUUUUAUCAAUAAAGCACGCUCUCCCUCCUUCACCCUAUCUCGGAAAAACUCACUGCGUCAGUCUUCGUAAACUCCUCCACUUCCCAAUAUUUCAGUCAAUAAAGCACCCUCUCUCUCCUUCGACACUUCACCAAAACCCUAUACCCUUUGGAAAGUAAAAUCCUCAAAAGGCUGUAACCUUUCCCAAUGGCUUCAAUCAACUUUAACCCCUUCGAAAGCUGGUUCAGGAAACCUCAAAAUCCAAUCCAACCCAUCAAUCUUCUUUCACUCACCAAAUCAUUCCUCCCCAAUACAUCCGCAGACUCUCCAAAUUUCGCUUCCAUAAAAGCUUCCGGCCUCUUGAGGAAAAAACCUAAGAAAACCGACCCGAAUUCUGACAAGCCUGGGCCCUACAAGCAGAUGCUGGACCAGUUCUUUUGGGAAUGCGAGAACCUCCCAGAUUACAGGCACACUCCAGAAGUCGAAAAGAUUUUGAAGGAAGAUCCUCUUUUUGAGAAGAAAGAGAAUCCAACGGAGGAGGAAAUUAAGGAGAAUGAAAAAUGGUGGCAAGAUUUCAGGACAAGUCCCGUUAUUCAAUUUUUGUCUAGAGCUGAGGAAAUUGCUGAUAAAAUCAAUAGAAUAGAGCUUAAAGAAAAUGAAGAACCGUUUAGAAAGGAAGAUAAGAAGCUUUGGCAAGCGGUUCCGCACGUGAUUGGGUUGGAUGGGAGGCCUAUGCCCAGAAAAGCUAUCAAGACCAGGGAAGAAAGUGAUAAUAAGUUUUGGGAUUUCACAAAGCACUUUUUUCUUGGGCUCUGGGGGUUCCGCCAGCGGCCUUAUCCGCCAGGUCGACCCAUUGAUGUUGCUCAGGCUAUUGGGUAUAAGCGGCUCGAGAGGCGUUACUAUGAUUUUAUUAUGAGGAGCGGAGGCUGGUACUAUAAAGAUCGCUUGGGUCGUACCCGAGGUCCUUGUGAGUUAAUAACCCUCAAAACAGCUUGGGGUGCUGGGAUUAUUGAUAAACACACUUUUAUUUGGGGAGAGGACAUGGAUGAAUGGGCACCAAUUCAUAUGGUUUAUGGCUUGGAACCUGCAAUAGCCACUUGGGAAGUUAGGUUUGGUGCGGCAGCAACAGCUUUCCUUCAUAAACUUCAGAAAGGUAUACCUCCUUGGGUUCCCCUUAAAGGACAUGAGGAGAAAACUUAUAAACAGCUUCAAGAAGAAGCUAUUGAGAGCAAAAGACGUGAUUUGGCAGUCCUAAAAGCUAAUGAUGGCAUAUGGCCUGGAGUUAGAACUCCUAGCCAUGCACUAUUUCUUUGGGCUAGUGGCUCUGAAAUGACAACUCUUUUGGAAUCUGAUCAUAUGCCAAACAAAUACAUUUCAAAAGAUCUUCGGCGCAAAUUGGCCAAAGUUAUCCCUGGAUUAAGGCCGUGGGAAGUUUUAAGUGUUGAGCAAGCAAUGGAUGAGAUUACAUAUGGUGGAAAGUGGUACCGUGAACCUCUUGGUAGCUACACAACAGGUCCUCCUUACAUCGCAGAAUGGAAUAGGGAUGUCCAGCAAACGCUUCAAGUCUUUCACUCCGUUAGCCGCGCACUCUACAAAAAACUGGAAAGGACAAUACCUGGUUUCAAGGCAAUAAUGAAGAAGGUAGAGGCUGAUGCUGAUGCAAGGAAUGCUAGAAGGAAGGAAGAAAGGGAAGCAUAUAGGAAAGCUAAGGAGGCAGCCAAACGCCAUUGAUCAUACAUCUUUGAAACGAGAUGGUUUUUGAUUCUUGUGAAAAGGGUAGGCAGUGUUUUUUCUUAAAUGGUAAAUGGUGAUCAAUGUUGAACUCUGUACGUGAUACACUUAAUGAAUUGAUGCCACCAAUACUGAUUAAUGAAAGUCUUGUUUGAGCAUGUCUGCUUCA
Durio zibethinus is the source of this 1882-nucleotide messenger RNA. RefSeq names its product histone-lysine N-methyltransferase ATXR3-like protein. Gene Ontology annotation, cellular component: chloroplast inner membrane. The record is from RefSeq and is a predicted model, not a curated record. Lineage: Eukaryota; Viridiplantae; Streptophyta; Magnoliopsida; Malvales; Malvaceae. Gene Ontology annotation, biological process: protein import into chloroplast stroma.